Naegleria lovaniensis is the source of this 228-nucleotide messenger RNA. RefSeq lists its product as uncharacterized. The record is from RefSeq and is a predicted model, not a curated record. The coding region runs from base 1 to 228 and encodes 75 amino acids. NCBI's taxonomy places the organism in Eukaryota, Heterolobosea, Eutetramitea, Acrasida, Naegleriidae. The transcript has 2 exons.
AUGAGAGUAUUCAGAUCAGUGAACAACUUUGCCAGACAGCUCUACACAAGGGGACACGACGCCCAUGCUCAUCACGAGCUUUCGACCUUAACUCAUGGUCCUCCAUCAAAGAAGGCAUCUCUCAUCUUUCUUGGAUCACUCACAGUGGUUCCAACAGUUUUGUGUUCAUUGUGGUACAUUACAUACGUAGGAAAUCCAUUCACUAGAGCCGCUCAAAAGAAGGAAUAA